Antrostomus carolinensis (chuck-will's-widow) is the source of this 5131-nucleotide messenger RNA. It is a transcript of the gene FYCO1, whose product is annotated as FYVE and coiled-coil domain autophagy adaptor 1. The record is from RefSeq and is a predicted model, not a curated record. Gene Ontology annotation, biological process: plus-end-directed vesicle transport along microtubule; positive regulation of autophagosome maturation. Lineage: Eukaryota; Metazoa; Chordata; Aves; Caprimulgiformes; Caprimulgidae. Gene Ontology annotation, cellular component: late endosome; lysosome; autophagosome. The transcript is spliced from 17 exons. Gene Ontology annotation, molecular function: metal ion binding. The coding region runs from base 126 to 4745 and encodes 1539 amino acids.
CAGGUAUCACAGAGAAGAGUAAUCUUUGUUCGCCCAAUGGUCAUCAAGGAUAUGAACUCUGCUAUUUUUAUCUAGAUGGAUGAAAAAGUUAACAGCCCAGAAGGGGAGUUCCUUUGGUUUUCAAGAUGGCAGCAACUAGUGGUGAAAGCCAACUGCAGCGGAUUAUCAGAGACUUGCAAGAUGCUGUGACUGAAUUAAGUAAAGAAUUUAAAGAAGGAGGGGAACCAAUCACAGAUGACAGUGUCAACUUGCAAAAAUUCUCCUACAAGCUUGAGUACCUUCUACAGUUUGACCAGAAAGAAAAAAACACAUUGCUGGGGAACAGAAAAGACUACUGGGAUUAUUUCUGUGACUGUCUGGCAAAAGUCAAAGGAGCUAAUGAUGGAAUCCGCUUUGUCAAGUCUAUUACAGAACUACGAACAUCUCUCGGAAAAGGAAGAGCAUUUCUUCGCUACUCCUUGGUUCACCAAAGGCUAGCAGACACCUUGCAGCAAUGUUUUAUGAACACCAAGGUGACCAGUGACUGGUACUAUGCAAGAAGUCCAUUUCUGAAUUCCAAAAUGAGUUCUGACAUUGUGGGUCAACUCUAUGAGCUCACUGAUGUUCAGUUUGACUUGGCAUCAAGAGGCUAUGAUUUAGAUGCUGCUUGGCCAGCAUUUGCCAGGAGGACACUGUCCUCGCUUGGAUCUUCAGCAUAUUUAUGGAAGCCCCCAAGUCGCAGUUCCAGCAUGAGCAGUUUAGUAAGCAGUUAUUUGCAGGCCCAAGAGUUUCCCUCCAGCCCUGAUGCAAAUAGCUCACUAAACGUUGAACACCUUGAGGGCUUUGAAGAGAUGCGUGUAGAACUUGACCAGGCUGAGCUGAGGCAGAGGGAACUUCAAGAUCGUAUUCACCAGCUAGAAAUGGAAAACCAGGAGCUCCAGGCAGCUGUCAGCCUUCAGAAAGAACAAGUACAGGUAGAAAAGGAGAAGAGCAAUAACUACAGCGAGGAAAACUCCCGGCUAACAAAGAUGAUCACAGAAUUACAGAAGCAAUGUGAGGUCUCACACUCCACUCAGAGCACUGUUCAUGACCUGCAGAAGUGCCUUCAGUCACUGGAACUGAAUGCAGUGGAGCAGCAGAAGGAAUAUUCAACAAAGCUGGAGCAGCUGGUGACCAGCAAGGAAGACUGUGCCUCAAAACUGCAGAUGUUGAAUCAGGAGCUGGAGGCCUCUACAGCUUUGGUUGCUAUGAAGGAUCUUUGCAUCAAUGAGCUCAAAGCCAAGCUGAGUUCCACAGAACAGAAGAACCUAAACCUUGCAAAAGUUGAUGCUGUCUUGGAGGAAAAGGGACAGCAAGCCACAGCCCACUGUGACUCUGCCCUGCAGAUACAGGCACUGUUAGAGAAGCUUCAGGAGACAGAAAAGGAAAAGGCAGAUAUGCAAAGACUCAAUGAUGAACAUGUGUCUCAGCUGAAAGCAGCAAGGGAGGAGCUGCAGCUGAAAGAAGAGGCACAGAAGGAACUGGAAUCCAGAUACAAUCGCCUCACUGCUGACUCCAAAGAAGAGAGUGAAAAGCUGCUUGGGAGCCUGGAAACCAUGGCCAAGGAAAUGGAUGCACUUCAGAAGGCCCUGACCCUGAAAGGAAAGGAGAUGGCUGAUCUCCAGACCCAGGUAAUGGGGUCGCUGGCUCAGGUGGGGUCACUGGAAAAAAAUCUUGAGGAAGCAAGGAAAGAAAAAGAGAAACUUGAGGAGGAGUAUGGUCGGAGGGAAGGAGCAAUGAAGCAGGAAGCCCAGUUGCAAGCAGAGCAACUUGAACUACAGGAGGGUCACUUAACAAAGGUGAGUCAGACUGUGCGUAGCCUUGAGGAGCGAAACCAGAAAAUCUUGGCUGAGAAAGAGCAUCUCAGCCAGAAAGUCAAGGACCUGGAGGAGCAGAUGGAGCAGCAAAACUCUGCAGUGAGCGAAAUGGAUGAAGAGAGCAGGAAGCUGAAAGCAGAGAAUGCAAAUUUGCAGCAGUCCAAGAAGAAGAUGGAAGAGAAGCUGAAAAAUUUGGAAGCUUCUAAAGCUUCCCUGGAAGCUGAGGUAGCCAGGCUGAGAGCCUCUGAGAAACAGCUUCAGAGUGAGAUAGAUGAUGCCCUGGUGUCAGUUGAUGAAAAAGAGAAGAAGCUCCGGGGCAAAAACAGACAGCUGGAUGAAGAUUUGCAGAAUGCCAGGAGGCAAAGCCAAAUUCUGGAGGAGAGAUUAGAGGUUCUACACUCAGAAUAUGAAGAAUUAAAGCAAAGAGAAGAGACCACCAAGGAGUCUUAUGCCUCACUUGAAGGACAGCUGAAGAGUGCCAAACAGCAUAGUUUACAAAUGGAAAAAAGUUUAGGCAUCUUGAAGGAAAGCAAAGAGUGUCUCCAGACACAGCUCACAGAGAAGGAAGUAGAACUGCAAGGCACGGAGAGCCAGUGUGAGCAGCUAAGAGUAGAAGCUGAAAGACAUAGGAAGAAGGCAGAGACUCUUGAGGAAGAAAAGCUCAGUGUCGAAAAGACUUGCCUUCAUCAGACAAAGCUUAUUGAAUCCCUCACAUCAGAAAAGGAAUCAGUGGAAAAGCACCACCUACAGCAGGCAGGUUCUCUGGAGAAGGAAGCAAAAGAGCUAGCCUCCAGACUGACCGUGAGUGAAGAGCAGUUGGAGGUCAACCGAAGUGAAGUGUCUAGGCUGCAAGCAGAAGUCCUCGACCUGCGAGUCAAGCUUCAGCAGACCACUGAUGAGAGAGAGAAGAUGAGAGGUGAGCUGGCAAUCACAGAGACUGUCUUGGGGGAGCAGAAGGCGCUUGUCCAGCAGCUGAAAGAGCAAAGCGAGUCACUCAACAGAAACCAUGUGCAAGAACUGGUAAAAUGUAAAGAAAGAGAAGAAGUGCUCAAAAAAGAGCAGGAGACAGCAGCCCGUCAAAAAGCUGAGCUGGAAAACAAUUUGCUGAACCUGAAGGAAGAGCUAUCCAAGGUUAAGCAGUACUUGAAAGCUGCUAGAAUGGUAAAUGAAGAAAACAAAGAUCUCCUCCACAGGACCAACACAGAUAUGGCUGAACUUGGUAUUCAGAUUUGUGCCUUGACCUCUGAAAAGAUGGAUGCGGAAGAGCAGUUAGCCCAGGCCACAGAAAGGCUCAAAGAACUGGAAGAACAGGCAGCAGAGCAACAGGAGAAGCUGAAGCUUGACAUCUCAAAUCUCAGACAGGAGAACAAGAGCCUGCAAGAGAAAUUAGAGGAGGCUCAAAUAUGUGCAGCAGCUGUCCCAGAUCUGCAAUUGCAGUUGGAGACAGUAAAGAAACAGGCACAGAGUUUCCAAGAGACCAGCCAAGAAGAGCUGUCUGCAAUAAAAUUUCAAAUGAGCACAGAGAUUUUAAAUUAUCAGACAAAAUUCAAGGCUGUCAGUGAAGAGUGUGGGAAAAUAAGAGAGCAACUCGAGGAGCAGAAGCGACAACAGCAUGCUGCAGAGGAAGAGAUUGCAGAGUUACAAGCUGCAAACACGAGUUUGUCUAGAAAACUGGAUGAAGCAAGAGAGCAGUUGUCCGAAUCAGAAUCUGUUCGGCUGCAGAAGGAAGAGGAGGUGACAUCUCUCAGAGAACUCUUGGAAAGGAUCCAAAAAGAAGCUGAUGAAGCAAAAGAGAAGGUCAUGGAUUACAGUGAGAAGCUCAGCAAGGUGGCAGCAGACAAAGAUAGCAGCGACCAGAAGUUGUUUGCUGAACUGGAUGACCUGACAAGAACAAAACAGUUCCUUGAAGAACGUUUGAUAGAACUUAUCAGAGAUAAGGAUGCUUUGUGGCAAAAAUCAGAUGCUCUGGAGUUCCAGCAGAAGCUUAGUGCAGAGCAAAGGUGGCAGGGGGACACAGAGGUUAAUCAUUGUCUGGACUGCCAGAGAGAGUUCUCAUGGAUGGUGCGCCGACACCACUGCAGAAUGUGCGGUCGAAUUUUCUGCUACUACUGCUGCAACAACUACAUGGUGACAAAGCCUGGUGGAAAAAAGGAGCGUUGCUGCAGAGCUUGCUUUAAUAAGCCUAGAGUCAUUGUGGACAGUGCAGAUGACUCUGGAUCCAGUGCCAACCAGGAAGGAUCACCAGCUUCAUCGGAAUCACCUGUGUCACCAGUUGCAAGUGAAGCCUCUAAACCACCAGAUGAUGCAGCAUUUGAUAUAAUCACUGAUGAGGAGCUGUGCCAAGUACAGGAAUCAGACUCUCUCCAUAAUGAAAGUCAGAUGGAGGGAGAGUCUCUGGAUCAAAGCGUGACAGAUCUAAACAGCACAUGUAAUUCUUCAGCCUUUGAUGAAUCAGAAGAGUGGCAAGUUGCUCAAGAUGCUGAGAUAUGCUUGUUGAAGUCAGGAGAAAUCAUGAUCAAACUACCCCUUACAGUGGAAGAGAUCUUAAAUUUUGGGGAAAGCAACAGAGAGCUGUUCAUUAAAUCCAGCACCUACAGUAUGAUUCCUAUCACUGUUACAGAGAUGGGGCUGACUAUUAGUUGGAUCUUUUCAUCAGACCCUAAAAGUAUAUCCUUCAGUGUUGUCUACCAAGAGUCAGAAGACACACCACUGGAUCAGUGCAAAGUUCUUAUUCCUAUGACUCGCUGCAACUCUCAUAAGGAAACUAUCAGAGGACAGGUGAAAGUCAGGAACUGUGGAAUCUACACGCUGAUAUUUGACAACACAUUCUCUAGGUUUAUCUCAAAAAGAGUGUUUUAUCACUUGGCUGUUGAACGACCUGUCAUCUACGAUGGAAGUGAUUUUCCAUAGCCUUGAAUAUACUGUGUUAUUUUUAAUUAAAUUUUUAAGAAAUGGUAUUAUUUAUGUACAUGUAAGCAUUAUGAUUACCACUGUGUUUGAAGACUUUGAAACUAUGCAAUAGUUAUAAUGCACUUAGAGAACACAUAUACACUAAAAAACAGAAGCCUUUUUAGGAACACUAAUGGUUCUGUACUGUGUACAGAUUGCUGAAAAGCCAUGUUGUUUGAUUUAACAGGUAAAAUAAUGUUCCAACCACUUUUUUUUCAGUGGAGAGAAAAAUAAGUGUAGUGGUGGCUAAAUGCAAACUGAGAUUCUCUACUGAAAGUUGAAUUUAUUUUUCUUCCAAAAAUAUCCUUCAAAAGGAAAUUUAAAGAAAAAUGCCUAUUUUUGUUGAC